GAGCAGUAUCGACGAUCUACCAACAAGAACGAAGAAUAAUCUCGGCCAAGAACACAAGCACCACGUACGCCAUGGCGCUGACAGGCGACAUCUACAAGCUCAUGAGCACCGAAGACAUGCUCCAGGGCCACGCCGAGCUGUGCAUCCACGCCUACGGCUUCGUCAAGUCCAUGGCGCUCAAAUGCGCCAUGGAGCUCGGCAUUCCCGGCGCCAUCCACAGUAACGGAGGCGGCGCCACGCUCGGCGAGCUCGCCACCCGGAUCGCGCUCCCUCCAUUCAGGCUCCCGCGCCUGCGCCGCCUCAUGCGCGUGCUCACCGUCUCGAGCGUCUUCUCCAUCCACUACCAGCAGCCUGACUCCGCGGACGGAGGUGCCGCCGUCUACGGGCUCACCCGGGCUUCCCGCCUACUCGUCGGAGACGAGACAUUCCCGGGGCUGUCCCACCUCGUGUCGCUCAUGCUCGACCCGAACCUCGCGGCGCCCUUCUCCGGCAUGAGCUCGUGGUUCAUGGACGAGCGGCCACGCUCAAUCUUCGAGAUGCACCACGGCGAGGACAUCUGGGGCGUGGCCGCGCGGGACGUGGCGCUGAGCAGGUCGGUAGGUGACGGAAUGGACUGCGACAGCCGCUUCGUUAUGGAGGUUCUCCUGAGGAAGGGUCUCGGGCGGGAGGUGUUCAGUGGUGUGGGCUCGCUGGUCGACGUCGGCGGCGGCACCGGCGCGGUCGCGAGGGGCAUCGCGGCGGCGUUCCCGAACGUAGAGUGCAGCGUCCUAGAUCUCCCUCACGUCAUCGCGGAGGCACCAGCCGAUGGCGACGUGCGCUUCGUCGCCGGGGAUAUGUUCGAGUACAUUCCCCCGGCGGACGCUGUUCUCCUCAAGUCCGUGAUGCACGAUUGGCGGGACGACGAGUGCGUCAAGAUACUGCAAAAGUGCAAGGAGGCCAUCCCUUCUAAAGAUGCUGGAGGAAAGGUGAUAAUUAUAAAUAUGGUGGUUGGGUUAGGAACAUCGCAGGAUAACAAUCGAAAGGAGGCACAAGCGUUGUACGAUCUCUUCCUCAUGGUUAUUGAAGGAGGCGAGCGAGAGGAGGACGAGUGGGAGAAGAUCUUCCUGGAGGCUGGAUUCAGUGGCUACAAGAUCAUACCAGUGCUCGGCAUUAGGUCUAUCAUUGAGGUGUAUCCUUAAUUAAACACCAUACUAAAUAUGCCACCUUGGUGAGAACCCUAAGAAUAAUAAUCAAGAUCUGUAAAUUUACUACCUACAUAAUUUAUUGUUUGUGUAUGUGUGGUUGAUAUUUGAUGGAAUUAGUUUGAUCCAUGCUCAGAUAGGAGGUGUAUGUAUCAUUCUGUAUCUUCGACUAUAUUAUUGCGCAUUAAGUUUCUUGAUAUCGUCA
Messenger RNA from Lolium perenne, 1386 nucleotides. RefSeq names its product acetylserotonin O-methyltransferase 1. Lineage: Eukaryota; Viridiplantae; Streptophyta; Magnoliopsida; Poales; Poaceae. Gene Ontology annotation, molecular function: O-methyltransferase activity; protein dimerization activity. The record is from RefSeq and is a predicted model, not a curated record.